Messenger RNA from Penicillium mononematosum, 5064 nucleotides. RefSeq lists its product as uncharacterized. Gene Ontology annotation, cellular component: clathrin coat of coated pit; actin cortical patch; clathrin coat of trans-Golgi network vesicle. Lineage: Eukaryota; Fungi; Ascomycota; Eurotiomycetes; Eurotiales; Aspergillaceae. Gene Ontology annotation, molecular function: structural molecule activity; clathrin light chain binding. The record is from RefSeq and is a predicted model, not a curated record. The coding region runs from base 1 to 5064 and encodes 1687 amino acids. Gene Ontology annotation, biological process: Golgi to endosome transport; receptor-mediated endocytosis; intracellular protein transport. The transcript has 6 exons.
AUGGCACCUCUACCUAUCAAGUUCACAGAGUUGGUCAAUUUGACCUCUGUCGGCAUUGCGCCGGCAUCAAUUGGCUUCACUUCAUGUACACUAGAAUCUGAUCAUUACGUCUGUGUUCGUCAAAAGCUAGACGAGGAGAGCAAACCAGAAGUCAUCAUUAUCGACCUCAAGAACAACAAUGAAGUUCUACGACGCCCGAUCAACGCCGACAGUGCAAUCAUGCAUUGGAACAAGAACAUCAUCGCUUUGAAGGCUCAGGGCCGUACCAUUCAGAUCUUCGACCUUGGCGCGCGGCAAAAGCUGAAGUCGGCGAAUAUGAAUGAAGAUAUUGUCUACUGGAAGUGGUUCAGCGAAAAGUCCUCGGCCUGGUCACCGACUCAGCGGUCUACCACUGGGAUGUUUACGACGCCACACAGCAGAACCCCGUCAAGGUGUUCGACCGACUUCCCAACCUUUCAGUAUGGGUGCCAAAUUAUCAAUUACCGCGUCAACGCCGAGGAGAAGUGGAUGGUCGUUGUCGGUAUUAGCCAGCAGCAGGGCCGGGUCGUUGGAUCGAUGCAGCUUUACUCGAAGGAGCGCGGGAUCUCUCAGUUUAUCGAAGGUCACGCCGCCUCUUUCGCCAGCAUUACCGUCGAGGGCUCCCCGCUACCCCACAGCCUCUUCACUUUCGCCGUUCGUACCCAAACGGGCGCCAAGCUGCAAAUCGCCGAAAUCGACCACCAAGAACCCAACCCUCGCUUCCAGAAGAAGGCCGUCGAGGUGUACUUCCCACAGGAGGCGGUCAAUGAUUUCCCCGUCGCAAUGCAGGUGUCCAGCAAGUACGACGUGGUUUACCUCGUUACGAAAUACGGUUUCAUCCACCUUUAUGAUCUCGAGACUGGCACUUGUAUCUUCAUGAACCGCAUCUCCAGCGAGACGAUCUUUACCACGUCUCCGGAUUCCGAGGGAGCCGGCCUGGUCGGUGUGAACCGCAAGGGCCAGGUGCUGGCCGUCAGUGUUGACGAAACCAAUAUUAUUCAGUACCUCAUGGAGAACCCCGCUAUGUCUGGUCUUGCUGUCAAACUUGCCUCGAAGGCCGGCCUUCCAGGCGCGGACCACCUGUACCAGCAGCAGUUUGACUCUCUCAUGGCCUCGCAGGACUACGCUGAGGCUGCCAAGAUUGCCGCCAACUCUCCUCGGGGUUUCCUUCGCACUUUGGAAACCAUCAACCGUUUCAAGAGCGCUCCUCAAACUGGUCAGAUGUCGGUGAUCUUGCAGUACUUCGGUAUGCUGCUGGACAAGGGUUCGCUCAACAAGUACGAAAGUGUUGAGCUUGUCCGACCCGUCUUGCAGCAGAACCGCAAGCACUUGCUUGAGAAGUGGAUGCAGGAGAAGAAGCUGGAGAGCUCGGAAGAGCUUGGUGACAUUAUCCGGCCAUACGACAUGUCCCUUGCCCUGACCGUUUAUCUCCAAGCUAAUGUGCCUCACAAGGUUGUUGCUGGAUUCGCGGAGACUGGCCAGUUCGACAAGAUUCUUGCAUACUCCAAGCAAGCUGGAUAUCAGCCGGACUACACCCAGCUGCUUCAGCACAUUGUUCGCGUAAACCCCGAGAAGGGCGCUGAGUUUGCUACUCAACUCGCCAAUGAAGAAAGCGGUGCAUUGGUUGACCUUGACCGUGUUGUCGACGUGUUCCUGUCGCAGAACAUGAUCCAGCAGGCCACCUCGUUCCUCCUGGACGCUCUGAAGGACAACAAGCCAGAGCAUGGCAAUCUGCAAACUCGGCUUCUGGAGAUGAACCUCCACAACGCCCCGCAGGUCGCAGACGCCAUCCUCGGUAACGAGAUUUUCACACACUUCGACCGUCCUCGUAUCGCCCAGCUUUGCGAGGGUGCCGGUCUCAUCCAGCGUGCUCUGGAGAACUCCGAUGAUCCAGCUGUCAUCAAGCGCAACAUUGUUCGCACCGACAAGCUGAGCCCCGAGUGGCUGAUGAGCUACUUCGGUCGUUUGUCCGUGGAGCAGACUCUCGACUGCAUGGACACUAUGCUGGAGACGAACAUUCGCCAGAACCUCCAGUCUGUGGUCCAGAUUGCCACCAAGUUCUCCGAUCUUCUUGGCGCUAACCGUCUGAUCGAUCUUUUCGAGAAAUACCGCACUGCCGAGGGUCUUUACUUCUACUUGGGAAGCAUUGUCAACCUCAGCGAGGACUCUGAAGUGCACUUUAAGUACAUUGAAGCUGCUACCGCCAUGAACCAGGUCACCGAGGUUGAGCGUAUUUGCCGUGAGAGCAACUACUACAACCCCGAGAAGGUGAAGAACUUCCUGAAGGAAGCUCGCCUGACAGAGCAGCUUCCCUUGAUCAUCGUUUGCGACCGUUUCAACUUUAUCCACGAUCUGGUCCUCUACCUCUACCAGAACCAACAGUUCAAGUCGAUCGAGGUCUACGUCCAGCGCGUCAACCCUGGUCGUGCCCCUUCUGUUGUUGGCGGCUUGCUGGAUGUUGACUGUGAUGAGAACAUCAUCAAGAAUCUGCUCUCAACUGUUGACCCAUCCGUCAUCCCCAUCGACGAGCUCGUUACUGAGGUCGAGAGCCGAAACCGCCUUAAGCUGCUCCUGCCUUUCCUCGAGGCCACUCUCGCCACUGGCAACCAGCAGCAGGCAGUCUACAACGCUCUCGCGAAGAUCUACAUUGACAGCAACAACGACCCGGAGAAGUUCCUCAAGGAGAACGACCAAUACGACACCCUCACUGUUGGAAAGUACUGUGAGAAGCGUGAUCCCAACCUGGCGUACAUUGCCUACAGCAAGGGUCAGAACGACCUGGAGCUCAUUAGCAUCACCAAUGAGAACUCCAUGUUCCGUGCGCAAGCUCGUUACCUCGUGGAGCGUGCCGAUCCCGAGAUCUGGGCCUUUGUCCUGAGCGAGAACAAUGAAGGCCGGCGUUCCCUUGUGGACCAGGUCAUCGCCACCGCAGUGCCCGAAUCUACUGAACCUGAGAAGGUGUCUGUUGCCGUCAAGUCGUUCCUUGACGCCGACCUGCCCGGCGAACUGAUUGAGCUGCUCGAGAAGAUCAUCCUGGAGCCCUCUCCUUUCAGUGAUAACACCAGCUUGCAGAACCUCUUGAUGUUGACUGCUGCCAAGGCCGACAAGAGCCGCCUGAUGGACUACAUUCACCAGCUCAACGACUUCUCCGCUGAUGAAAUUGCUGAGAUGUGUAUCAGCGUUGGUCUGUACGAGGAGGCCUUUGAAAUCUACAAGAAGGUUAACAACUAUCUGGCUGCCGUCAACGUCCUUGUGGAGAACAUUGUCAGCAUCGACCGAGCUCAAGAAUUCGCUGAGCGUGUCGAGCUGUCCGAGGUUUGGAGCAAGGUCGCCAAGGCCCAACUCGAUGGUCUCCGCGUGACUGACUCUAUUGAGUCCUACAUCCGUGCCGAGGACCCGUCCAACUACCACGAGGUGAUUGAGACUGCAACCCAUGCAGGCAAGGACGAGGAUCUUGUCAAGUUCCUUCGCAUGGCCCGCAAGACUCUGCGUGAGCCGGCGAUUGAUACUGCUCUCGCUUUCUGCUUUGCCCGCCUGGACCAGCUCGCUGAGCUCGAGGACUUCCUUCGCACUACUAAUGUGGCGGAUAUUGAAGCUUCCGGUGACAAGGCUUAUGCUGAAGGCUUCCAUCACGCUGCUAAGAUUUUCUUCACCAGCAUCUCUAACUGGGCCAAGUUGGCGACUACCUUGGUUCACUUGGAGGACUACCAGGCUGCGGUUGAGUGUGCCCGCAAGGCCAACAGCGUCAAGGUCUGGAAGCAGGUCAACGAGGCCUGUGUUGAGAAGAAGGAAUUCCGCCUUGCCCAGAUUUGCGGUCUCAACCUGAUUGUUCACGCCGAAGAGCUGCAGAGCCUUGUUCGCCAGUACGAGCGCAAUGGUUACUUCGAUGAGUUGAUCGCUGUCUUGGAGGCAGGUCUUGGCCUCGAGCGGGCUCACAUGGGUAUGUUCACCGAGCUCGGCAUUGCUCUGUCCAAGUACCACCCAGACCGUGUCAUGGAGCACCUGAAGCUCUUCUGGUCCCGCAUCAACAUCCCCAAGAUGAUCCGGGCCUCGGAGGAAGCCAAUCUCUGGCCGGAGUUGGUGUUCCUGUACUGCCACUACGAUGAGUGGGACAACGCCGCUCUCGCCAUGAUGGAGCGUGCAGCCGAUGCCUGGGAACACCACUCGUUCAAGGACAUUGUCGUCAAGGUUGCCAACUUGGAGAUCUACUACCGGGCGCUGAACUUCUACCUUCAGGAGCAGCCCCUUCUGCUCACUGACCUGCUUCAGGUUCUGACCGCUCGUAUCGACGUUAACCGUGUCGUCCGUAUCUUCCAGAGUUCUGACAAUAUCCCCCUGAUCAAGCCUUUCCUGCUCAAUGUACAGUCUCAGAACAAGCGGGCUGUCAACGACGCCAUCAACGAGAUUCUGAUUGAGGAGGAGGACCACAAGCUGCUCAAGGACUCUGUCGACCAGAACGACAACUUUGAUGCUGUGGCUCUCGCCCAGCGCCUUGAGAAGCACGACCUUAUUUUCUUCCGCCAGAUUGCGGCCAACAUUUACCGCAACAACAAGCGCUGGGAGAAGUCGAUCGCGCUCUCCAAGCAGGACAAGCUCUACAAAGAUGCUAUUGAGACCGCCGCUAUCUCCGCCAAGCCUGAGGUUGUGGAGGAUCUUCUCCGCUACUUCGUCGAUAUCGGUAGCCGCGAGUGCUACGUUGGCAUGCUGUAUGCCUGCUACGACCUCAUCCGCCCGGACGUCAUCAUGGAGAUCUCAUGGCGCAAGGGUCUUAACGACUUCACUAUGCCCUUCAUGAUCAACUUCCUCUGCGAGCAGACCCGAACGAUUGAGAUGCUCAAGAAGGACAACGAGGAGCGCAAGAACCGCGAGAAGACAACCCGCACAGAGGAGGACAACGGUCCCAUCUUGCAGGGCUCGCGGCUCAUGCUGACUCAGGGCCCCUCAGUCCAACGGCGCCGGUCUCACACCCCAGGCAACUGGGUAUCGUGCAUUCUAGAACCGUGCACCGUCUUUGCUUUUGAUUCUCCGUUUCUUUUGCAUUUGUAA